Chara braunii is the source of this 1503-nucleotide messenger RNA. NCBI's taxonomy places the organism in Eukaryota, Viridiplantae, Streptophyta, Charophyceae, Charales, Characeae. The record is from the annotation of a GenBank genome assembly.
CGCAAUACAGAUUGGUGAGUGACGGGGUAGUGGCACGUGUGCGGAAUUUCACGUAGGAUAGUUGUGUAUUUCUGUGUUGGGGGAGGUAUUACCUAGAGGUGAUGACCGGCGACGACGGAACUUUUACGAUAUUUUACAUCACGGGAAGGGGAAGGGGGAGGUGGCCGAACUGCGGGAGGUACUGGAUGGAGAAUUCUUCCCCUACCUCGACGCAUGAACAACCCCCAAUGGCUCCAUUCCAGCAGCCGCCUCCGAACUUCCCUUCUGGUUCGUACCAGCAGCCGAUGCCUGCUCCUAUUGCGCCAUUCGGAUUCGCGGCGGUACAGCAGCAACUCCCGCCUGGGGUACCAUACCAGUGCAGCACUAAUGGGCAACCUGGGCAGUGGCUUUACCUAGGGCAGCCCUUGACGUCCGUACCCAACAAUGGUCAAUAUCAAGGCUAUGGGCACGGGAAUGGUGGGAACUACCCACCACGUGCAUUCUUCACAAGGGAGCAUGCAAAGUUUAUUGAUAAAUUGAAGAUGAAGGAGGCCAUUGACGAGGCGAGGAGGAAGGAUCUUGAGGAAAUUACGAGACUGAAGGGUAUUGGUAGUGAGGAGGGGACUUCAAAGGAGAGCAGGAGUAAGGGGAGGAAGCACAAUGCGAAGGAGAAAGGGAAGGGGAAAGUUGUUGAAGAUGGGAAAGUAGAUGAAUUGAAGAAAUGGGUUGCAGAAAAUUUUGGGGAGCCACUGAAAAUUUUGGCUGAGAAAUUGGAAGUUGUUGAGAAGAAGUCGAAGUUGUCAGAUUGUGAGUUGGAGGAACUGAAACUAUUAAGGGCGGAGAAGGAACUGAGGGAAUUAAGGGAGAAUUCUAGCAAUGAAAAAAGAAAGAGAGACUUUACUCCAUUUCGCCCAAGAAUUGGGAAAGGUGAAAGCAUGAAGGAAGUGUCAGUGUUGAAAGAGCUGAUCCAGGAACUAUUGGCAGCAAAAAGUAAGGAGGCCAGCAGUUGUAACUCCGGGGAAGAUGGGAAGAAGAUAGAAAAGAAGCAGGGAAAAGUUGAGCACGGAGGGAAUGCUACUGAGAGAGGCGGAGAGCAGGAGGAGCUAGGGCCUGAUACUGCAAGAGAAAAUGGGAAGGAUGAUAUAGCACCUGGAUUAUACUUCAGGGACCUAGUAGUCUACUACGAUGCAAUGCACUACACAAAGAUUCAAGUCUUAUGCAAGCAGAAAGGGAUCGCUUACAGAAAGAAAGAAGCCGACGUGUGGGAGCUUGCCAGGCUUGACUUUGAGGUGCUGCAGAAGUUGGAGAAGCCUGGAGAGGAUGAAAAAGCGGACAGUAGUGGUACGAGUGAUGAGGAGGAGAAGAACAGGAUAGUAGCUCCGAAUCUGAGAAAGAAACAGACAAUGAUGAUAUUGCAGGAAACUGAAAUAAGCUAAGCAAGAGAUCCCUGCGUAGAGCCUGCAAAAGAAUCUCCGCUUUCGUUUGUAAAUGAGCUAACAACUUCGAUAAAGAACUCAACACAAU